UUGAUUCUUUUACAGUUUACUUCGCCCACGGGGGCAUCUGCUUCUCGAGAGACUCUUUCUUCAGUUGGGAAUCCACAUGAGCGUCCAAUUUUAGCAGACUCUACCGGGCCGGCCCUCUGCUCUUCUUUUGCAGAGCCUGGCAGCCGACCGGGUGCGUUUAGGCGAAUUUCCCGCGCUGUCGAACAUAGCCUGACCAGCGAGUUGGCCGUCGCCUCCACUGAAAUCACCGGCACCAGCACCAAUGCCGCCGACUACAUCUCCUUCAUCUCUUCUCCGGGAACACCGACAGCUACUUGUCCUCGGACUGUCUUUAAAUCUCCUCUUCCAACAAAGAGCAACGUGCAGUGUACCAGCUAUCCUGCUAGAGCAUCUUCGGUGGCUACGGUCUUCUGCACUUCAGGCAGCCUCCACUGCUGGGCGGACCUGCCCAGCCACAGUAGCUUCUUGCCUGGUUCAUCUUCCAGGCAGUCGUUUAAUCCUGUAGACCAAACUGAGUUGGCCAUUAUCCCGGAGACUCCCGAAACACCUACGACCCCGAAGGCGGAGCUGUCUCUUAGUGGGCCUCUCAGCACUGCCUUCUUGCCAGAAGCAAUUCCCACAAUCUGGCCAGUGGUAGCCACUUCAAUGGUCUCUAAAUGCGAAAUAGAAACUUGUAUGCUGAAGACUCAUAGUAUCCAGCCGUUCCAUUUUCGAUCAGAUGAAUCUAAUUUAAGCGAAGCGCACCUGUCUAGGAAUGUCUGCUCCCUCAGCCAUGGCACAGAUAGAAUCCCUAUUACCUCGAUCAGCCUUGCCCAACGCCCAAACUCUAUUUCCUACUCAGCAUCGAUGAUACUUCCAGUGGAGUUAUCGUCAGGUCUCACGAAAACGGGUAAAACUUCUACCUCAGCCCAGACUAACUGGCCUAUGAUGGCCUGCUUAACAUCUUCUCUCGAGACCGACCAUUUGGCUAGUCAGGAUGAGACUGACAUGGUGGUUUCCGCCUUACCCAACAGCUGCCCACUCUGUAUGUGUGAGAUCGUAACUGGGGAUCCAAAACAACCGGUGGUUCGCUGUAGCACCACCCAAACAACUUCUUGCUUCGCCCAGUUCCACUCCGAAUGUCGUAAUCUUUGUGAGUAUAUGACUUAUCAUUUUAUUUUGCCUUCAUUUCAGCUAAAAAAUUUACCUCGCAAGGGCUCAGCGGGCCCUAAUGAUUAA
This is a messenger RNA of Protopolystoma xenopodis, 1197 nucleotides long. NCBI's taxonomy places the organism in Eukaryota, Metazoa, Platyhelminthes, Monogenea, Polystomatidea, Polystomatidae. The record is from the annotation of a GenBank genome assembly.